AAUGCCUUCUGCGGGCGGCUCUCCUUUGACAAUAGCAAUAGGUAUCUCCUCCUGACAGGUAUAAAUUGGUUUACCCCUAUCGUGAUAAUACGGACGGCAACUUGCACAGUACCAUCUUCCAAAAAAGAUACUUUCCUUGUCUCACAUCAUUAUAGAGGUAAUAAAUUCAAAGUGAAAAAUGCGUACCGCGUGGAGUGUAGCUUCUUAUACCAGCACAACGGUAAUGAAUCCAUCCCCCAUGCGGACAGUUCUGACCAUCACAUCCAAUCAUUCCACCGUCGGCAGUUGAUUGACAGUAACAGUACAUUCUAUACGGGUCCCUUUCGACUUCAUAGAUAUGCGGCUGAUUUCUUGCUACGGGGCGUAGGCAAUGUGGAUGUACAAUAGGAUAAACUCUUCUUCCACAACUGCCUUCAACUACUCUCAUCAGGAUAUUUCCUUGGUAGAAGUGAUCCAUACUAUAAAUUACUUCAUCCUCAAUUUUCCUCUUGUGCGUUGUAGGAGGCGCAUUUGCCUGGGUUCUGGGAUGACCGGGAUUUUCUACUGGUUCGUGUGAACUCUUGUUGAUUACUGCGUUCUGUUCAGGUUGGACUUUUUGAUGCUGGAGCCUCAAAUCGGGCUCAGGACGAGCAUUUGCUUUGUUGCGGACACUUGGAGUUUUCCUAGGUCUAGGAUUCCAUGGUUUUCUCUUCCGACGUGGCCUACGUUUCUGAGCAGGCUUACGCGCCUGAACAGAUGGUGACAACGAAAACGAAGUAUUAUCGUUAUUGCUACUCUUGGCAAGAUCAUUUCUUCCAUUCCCUUUAG
Molecule: messenger RNA, 807 nt
Organism: Haemonchus placei
Lineage: Eukaryota; Metazoa; Nematoda; Chromadorea; Rhabditida; Trichostrongylidae
Source: the annotation of a GenBank genome assembly